Messenger RNA from Adineta ricciae, 769 nucleotides. The record is from the annotation of a GenBank genome assembly. Lineage: Eukaryota; Metazoa; Rotifera; Eurotatoria; Adinetida; Adinetidae.
UUAUCCAAUAGGUUACAAUUCGAUUCUUUGUAAAACCCGAUAUUACCUUUUAACAGCGUGUCAAUUGAUUAGUCGAGGUUGUGUUGUCAUGGCAUGUCUUGAUCGAUUUCUUUUAUGUUCGCCAAAUGUUCGAUAUCGAUCGUUUUGUCAAAGGAAAAUUGCACUGAAAGUGAUUUUUCUUAUUAUAUUGAUAUGUCUUUGUUUGUCAAUCUAUACUCUUAUUGUUUAUGAACCUAAUUCAGCAUUUAAUUGUACGUUGAACUCUGCGAUUGGAAGAAUUAUUGAUACAACGGUUUUGUUUGUGUUUAAUUUUGGAAUUCCAGCGUUAUCGAUGAGUUCGCUUAGCGGGUUGAUUAUAUGGAGAUUAAAACAAAAUUCUCAACGAUUUGCUCAACAAAGAGUUCAUGUGCGCAAACGAGAUGUCCAGCUCUCUGCAAUGCUGAUUGGACAAGUGGUUUUGUACAUUGUCACCGCACUGCCAUUUGUAUGUAAUUUUGUUUAUUUAUCAAUAACACAAUAUGAUCCGCCAUCGAUGAGAACACCUUAUCGAAAUGCUGCGGAAGGUUUAGCUAUAGUGGCAACCGGUGCGUUCGGAACUUAUGUCUUCAAUGCUAUGACUUUUUAUAUUUAUACGUUAACAGCACCGAGUUUUCGUCGUGAAUUGUUUGCAUUAAUUAUUCCGAGACAACGGAUGAAUCAAGUUCCACGAACCAAUCCACAACAUCUCUCUCGAUCAAAUCGAAUCAAUCCUUCACACUCUCACCCGUGA